Messenger RNA from Monoraphidium neglectum, 1833 nucleotides. RefSeq names its product triacylglycerol lipase-like protein. The transcript has 5 exons. Bases 1 to 1833 code for a protein of 610 amino acids. Gene Ontology annotation, biological process: lipid metabolic process. NCBI's taxonomy places the organism in Eukaryota, Viridiplantae, Chlorophyta, Chlorophyceae, Sphaeropleales, Selenastraceae. The record is from RefSeq and is a predicted model, not a curated record.
AUGGAAACAAUCACCACGAUGGAUGAAGACCUUCAUGCGGCGGCACUGCUGUGCGAGGCUGCCUACCGCACCCACUUUCAAACGCACGAGCUGCUCAAGCACGUCGACUCAGUCAGGGCGCUGCUGUCCCAGGCGGCCAUCGGAGAGCUUUCCGUCCACUCUGCAGGAGACCAAAAGUACGUCGUGAGCCAAGGGCCCGGCGCGCUGUACGUAGCUUUUCAAGGGACCAGCCAGCUGGGGGACUGGCUCUCAAACCUGAGCGUGCGGCAUGCGCCCCUGUGGCGCCGAGCGGCACAGGGCGAGCGCGCGCGGCAGCACCCCUCCGCGCACGGCGGGUUCCGGCGGCGAUCCAUGGCGCUGCCGCUGCUGGAGUUGCGCGACGCGGCGCGCGCGGCGGGCAAGCGGCUUGUGCUCUGCGGCCACUCGUUGGGCGGCGCGGUCGCGGCCCUCGGCACAAUCACCCUGCUUCGGGAGAGCACAGCCGACACUGCCGGCGCUGCCGGCGGCGGCGGCGGCGGCGGCGGGGACAGCAGCGGCGGCCCCGGCGGCGAGCGGGGGGCGGAGGUCAGGUGCAUAAGCUUUGCCGCGCCGCCGUGCGCCAACGAUGCGCUCGCAGCCGAGGUCGCCGCGGCGGGGUGGGACCGGCACAUUCAGAACUACGUGCUGCCAGAGGACCCGGUGGUGCCUGUGGUGAACCGCCUGCUGCGCGCCAAUGCAGUCGCAGCGACAGAGCGCUUCUUCUCCGCCCCCGCCGUCUCGAGCAGCAGCAGCGACGCCGCCAGCAGCAUUGGCGCUGGCGCCGGCGCCGGCGGCCGCAGCAGUGCGGACGCGGCGCCCCAGCGCGAGCCCGACGCGCCUCGCGGCGCGCGGGCGGCGGCCGCAACGGCGGCGGCGGCCGAGGAAGCUUCCAAGCUGCUGCUGCCGGUGCAGAUGCUGGUCCUUGAUCAGGCAGAGGCGGCAGCUGCGGCAUGGCUGCGGGAAGAGAACGGCGAGGACGAAUCAGACACCGCCGUCCCCCACCCGCACCCGCAGCCGGUACCGCACUCCAACCCAGCGAUUGCAGCGGCCACAGUGGCGGCGGCGGCGGCGGCUGCCGCAGCGGCGCAAGGCCGGCGGCACGCGCACUCUUUGCAGACCGGUGGGGCACAGCUGACCGUCGGCCGCCGCUUUUAUGCAUGGCCAGGCCAGCAGCAGCAGCCGCAACAGCAGCGUCAGUUCACGCAUCAGGCGGCCCAGCUGGCAAGCAGCCAACACCAGCAGCAGCAGCAGCCGCCGCAGCAGUGGGGGCAGCAGCAGCUAAGCAUGGACGCGAAGUGGGCAGGCCUGGUGCUGCACCCACGACUGCAAGGCGCCCUCCUGCAGCCCUCCGCGGCGGCGCUGUCGCUGCAAGCCCGCCUCGCCGCCGGCGGCCCCGCGGCCGCGGUCCGCGUGGCCCGCAUCUGGGCGCAGCGCGCGCUCUCGGGCAGCCUCCGCAGCGGCCUGCGCGCGCUUGCGCUCGCCGCGCCGCGCCUCCUACCCUCGUUCGCGCGCGGCGGCGCGCCGGGGCCCGUCCUCGGGCGCGUGCUGCCCGCGGCCCUCGGGCUGGAGAUCUUUGGGUCGGCACUCCUCGCGCUCGCGGUUCCUCGGACGUGCGCGCUCGGGUCCCAGUGGGUGCUCUCGCACGAUGGGCUGCGGCAGGCCGACAGGCCUCUGGCCCUGUAUCCGCGGCGGCCGCAGUCCCUGGGGCUGCGGGAACUGGGGGGCCUAUUCCCGGGCCACCGCAUGAUCUCGUACCGCAACCGGAUCGCGCACCUCGCAGCAGCGACUGCAGGCGCCGCCGCGGCCGCGCGGUGA